Messenger RNA from Daphnia pulex (common water flea), 1242 nucleotides. RefSeq names its product ribokinase-like. Gene Ontology annotation, molecular function: ribokinase activity. The transcript is spliced from 8 exons. NCBI's taxonomy places the organism in Eukaryota, Metazoa, Arthropoda, Branchiopoda, Diplostraca, Daphniidae. Gene Ontology annotation, biological process: D-ribose metabolic process. The record is from RefSeq and is a predicted model, not a curated record. Bases 249 to 1205 code for a protein of 318 amino acids.
UGGCAACUUCGAUGUGAACGACUGAACGCUCCCGAAACUGGCAAAAAGUAAAUAUUAUGGCAGAUAAUAAGUUUGGAAUUGUGUUGUGCGCUUGAUUACUAGACUGCUUUGGUUUAAUGAUCGAGACACAAUUUAAGCUGCCACUACUCUGGAGUCUGGAUCGAAGAGCGAUUUCAAAUCAGCUCCGAGCACCAACUGAUAAUAACUAAAGACGAUAACAAAUUACGCUGCAAAAAGUGUCUUUAAAAAUGGUUCUCCAAGAAGUACAGAUUGUUGUUUUAGGUUCAUUCAUGACAGAUGUUGUUAGCUAUGUAAGUAAUUUACCCAGAAUUGGUGAGACACUUUGUGGCCAUAAGCUUGCCAUCUGUUGUGGUGGAAAGGGGGCCAACCAAGCUGUGACUGCUGCACGUCUUGGAGCUGCUACUGCAAUUAUUGGAAAGUUAGGAAAUGAUUCAUUCGGAAAAUCGUAUUUGGAUGCUUUAAAAAAAGAAAACAUCCUUACAGACUUCAUUGGUCUUACAUCUGAAGCCUUAACAGGAUUGGCUCAAAUAAUUGUCGAAGAUAGCGGGCAGAACAGUAUUGUCAUCGUUCCUGGCGCUAAUAAUUAUUUGACCACUGAAGAUGUUAGGAAUUCACGAGAUACAUUUACCAAAGCUAAAAUCAUGCUUUCUGUUCUCGAAAUUCCGCGUGAAACUGUUCUUAGUGGAUUGAAACUUGCGAAUGAGCUUGGAGUUUUUACAAUAUUAAAUGCCGCUCCUGCCGUUGAAGAUCUAGAAAAAGAUUUUUACACACUCUCCGACAUCUUCUGUGUCAACGAAACAGAGGCUGAGAUGCUCAUCAAACAGCCAGUGACAAAUCAUGAUGAAGCACUAUCCGCCGCCCACCUACUGAUGGAAAAAGGUUGUAAGAAACAUGUACUCAUCACACUUGGAAAAAACGGCGCUUUAUUGCUUUCAAGAGAUGACAACAACAGCUUCCUUGAACCUGUAUUCGUAAAAGCUCCUGAAGUCAAAGCUAUUGAUACCACGGGUGCUGGAGACUGUUUUUUGGGAGCGCUUGCAUACUUUCUGGCAUAUUAUCCAGAUUGGCCGUUGAGUAAAACGGUGACAAAUUCGUGUCGCGUCGCCUCACUGAGCGUUCAAAGAGCCGGUACCCAAACAAGUUUUCCUUAUAAAAAUGAACUUGAAAACGAUUUGUUUGUGUAAACUUAGCGUAACUGUAGAUUACACUUAGCUAUAAAAA